Molecule: messenger RNA, 1117 nt
Organism: Sardina pilchardus (European sardine)
Lineage: Eukaryota; Metazoa; Chordata; Actinopteri; Clupeiformes; Clupeidae
Gene: gig2p
Product: grass carp reovirus (GCRV)-induced gene 2p
Exons: 2
Coding region: 127-780 (217 amino acids)
Cellular component (GO): cytoplasm
Molecular function (GO): NAD+ poly-ADP-ribosyltransferase activity
Source: RefSeq, a predicted model, not a curated record
AACUUUGAGAGAAAGGGGAGUGACCUGAAAGAUGACGUCUUUCCCUCACGUCAGCUUUUAAGUGAAAGCGAAACUUGAAUGCAUGAGGUCGACUACUACAAGUUUCAUCAUCAGUAAAGUGAAAUAAUGUCCAAGGUCACUUUCUGUGGUUGGGAAGUUGAGUAUGAUGGUGACCACUAUCUGGGAGCUGGUAAAGAGGCUAAAUCGGGCAGACUUUACACAAUGUACCAUGGCACCAGUGUCCAAGUUGCCCGUCAGAUAAUUCAGAAUGGCUUCAAGCAGUCUGCAGAUGGAAUGCUGGGUCCUGGUGUUUACGUGAGCCGUGACCAGAAGAAAGCACAGCGCUACCCUUUGAAUAACCAUGUCUCUGACAAGGUGGUGCUGAAGUUGCAAGUUGAUAUUGGGAAGGUGAAACGCAUCGACAAAGACCAUCACCCCAUGCAAAAAACCUGGCACAGUCAGGGCUACGACACUGCAUGGGUGCCCCCGAAUUGUGGAAUGAAAGCUGUUCCAAGUGGCCUUGAGGAGGAUUGCAUUUGGGACCCAAACAGGGUUAAGGUGUCUGAUAUUGCUGUUGCACCCAAUACCACUAUUUUAGCUGACCUUCGCCAGUUGAUAUCUCAGAGAAGUAAUCAAUCUACUAAUCAGCCCUCUGGCCAAGGAGCCUGUAUCUUAUGCAAGAGAACAAAUGAUCCUGCUCAUGCCGUGCAAUCAUGUUGGGGAUGUGGACAGAAGAUCUGUAUCCUCAUGGCCAAACAUGUCUGCCUGGUCAAGCCAUAAUAGACUCUGAAGUUAUUUUCCCAUAAGAAAAAAAUUCACAACAUACCAGAUCUCCUUAUAUGGGGAUGGAAGCUUGUUUUGUAUGCAAACUUCAGAGGAUGUGAAAAUCCCAUUUGCUGCUGGAGAUGUGAUUUAACUGACAGUCAAUCAAUGUUGUAUUAAUGUUUGUAAAAAUGCAUUGUCAUUUUGCAAAAUGCAUGUCAUUUUUCUGUCUGGGCGUGGGGACAUCUUGUAUAGUAAGCCAUAUCUCUGAAAAUGUCAGACUGUUCUGAUUUUAUGACUUCUUUGACUCAUGUGUAUAAUGAGAGAGAGCUCAAAUGAAAAGUUUUACAAUUUA